AUGGAGCCACCACCAAUUUUCGAUUCACAACCGGCUGUACUUAUGGAACAAGGAGGUGCUAGAAUGAGAGGUGAUGAAAAAUGGCCACCCGCGGAUUACAAACAACAAGCGGAAGCGGAAAACGAAGCAAGAAAAGCAUUGGCAAGAGGUCCGGCGUGCAGACCGAGAAGGGUUAAUAAAGAUUACUCUUCUUUUUUUGCUCAACACGCUCUCAACACGAGUUAUCCAUCGUAUAGAGCACCGCCGGGUACUCAACAUUAUCUAGAAGAUGGUACAUCACAAUUUUAA
Messenger RNA from Pediculus humanus corporis (human body louse), 288 nucleotides. RefSeq lists its product as uncharacterized. The record is from RefSeq and is a predicted model, not a curated record. Bases 1 to 288 code for a protein of 95 amino acids. The transcript has 2 exons. NCBI's taxonomy places the organism in Eukaryota, Metazoa, Arthropoda, Insecta, Psocodea, Pediculidae.